This is a messenger RNA of Chlorella variabilis, 699 nucleotides long. RefSeq names its product expressed protein. The coding region runs from base 1 to 699 and encodes 232 amino acids. The transcript has 4 exons. The record is from RefSeq and is a predicted model, not a curated record. NCBI's taxonomy places the organism in Eukaryota, Viridiplantae, Chlorophyta, Trebouxiophyceae, Chlorellales, Chlorellaceae.
AUGGCCGCCAUCUCGUUGCGUCCCCUCGGCAUGAUCCGCUUGGCGUGGUCACCUCUGCUGCUGCGGGCGGCUGGGCUGGUGCUGGCGGGAGCGGCCGUCGCUACGGUCUCCAAGGCACAGGCAAGGCGUGGUCUUAACAUUGGUGGCGGCAGCAGUGGUGGCAGCAGUGGCGGCAGUGGCGGCGGCAAGGACGAGGGAGGCGGCGACGCAGGCAGUGGGCCCAGCCAGCAGGCCCCCAUUCCCCCCCUCAAGAUAGAUGAGAAGGCGCUAACCGAUGCCGUCAUCGGCGCAGCAGCCCGCCAGCUGCCCACGGCACUCACCUGGCUGGGAGGCUGCGUCUGUGCAGGCGUUGCACUUUUUUUCCGCUGGGUUUUCACCAAGCUGGAAAAGAUGGAUGACAGGCUGGAGAAGAUGGAGGAUAGGCUCAGCAACAAGAUGGAGGCGCUGUUUAACAAGCUGGACGACAGGCUGAACAAGCUGGACGACAAGACGGAGGCCCUGUUCAAGGACCUCAAGCUGGACAUCAACAAGCUGGACGACAAGAUGGAGGCCCAGUUCAAGGACCUCAAGCUAGACAUCAACAAGCUGGACGACCAGCUGCGUGUUGUGAGCAGUAAUGUUGGCGCCAUCAAACUGGUGGCAAUUUCUAGCGCCGUGACGGCGGGCAUGGGGUAUUUCCUGUUCAAGCCGUCUAGAUAG